Molecule: messenger RNA, 1179 nt
Organism: Cordyceps fumosorosea ARSEF 2679
Lineage: Eukaryota; Fungi; Ascomycota; Sordariomycetes; Hypocreales; Cordycipitaceae
Product: Serine/threonine-protein kinase
Exons: 6
Coding region: 1-1179 (392 amino acids)
Biological process (GO): meiotic recombination checkpoint signaling; protein phosphorylation
Cellular component (GO): cytoplasm; nucleus
Molecular function (GO): protein serine/threonine kinase activity; ATP binding
Source: RefSeq, a predicted model, not a curated record
AUGACGUGGACAAUCAUCUCUGUGCGAGCCCCGACCUACAUCACUGACCAUCCUCACAACUCCCGCUUCCGCACAACUGAAGAUGCCGGACUUCCUGAUGAUCGUCCUGCUGUCGUUUACCAGAGUGAACACAGUACGCCCAAGCCCGUACCACUUCCGCCAGACGGCAGCCUGUGCAUCACGACGGACCAUUUUCCCAACGACCGCAGCGUUGGCUUUGUCUUUGACAGUGAGAGUGGCGAAUGCGAUGUGCUGCUUCCGUCCGAUUCGGUCGGCAUUGGCAAGCAGCAGUUUGCCAUCACGUUCAAUACAGCCACGGGUGCUGUCAUAUUGCGCAACCUAUUACGGAGCUAUCACACGAAUAUCCGCGUAGAGGGCCAGCAACUCACCCGACCGUGGGAUGACUGCGUUAUCGGCUCUCCGCAGUACAUCUCCUUCCUCUCAAAGCUCGCCCAGGAGACCCCAAACCUAAGGGCGAUGCUAGGUGACAUCAUUGGUAACGGGGUCUCCUCCAUCGUAUACUUUGGGUCUCAUAAGGUGACUGGCGACGUUGUCGCGAUUAAGCGCUACGACGACAACAGCUCGGCAGCCGCGGCGGCAUUCAAGGAGAUUGGCAUACUUGCCACGCUGAGCGCGCAUGCGCUGCACCACCUACACAGCCAGGGAAUCAGUCACCGCGACGUCAAGCCAGAGAACAUCCUGAUCAUGACCCGGUACCCUAUACAUGCCAAGCUCGCUGAUUUCGGAGUGUCGAGCAGAGCCAGCCAACAUACGACAUAUUGCGACACGGGGCGGUAUGCGGCACCGGAGCUUGCCCGGCCGCCGUACACGGUAAAGGUCGACAUCUGGUCGAUGGGCGUGAUUGUGAUGGAGUUGUGGAUGGCACUUCCUAAGCAGCCUGAUAACACGGCUGAUAGAGACGAGUGGACAACUAUUGGAUACUUUGACUGGCAAGGAAGGAGAAUUGCAGAUCGCCUCGACCGCGCCAUGGUCAACUUGACGCAGCUGCUCGAGGCUGCCGGUCAUCACCGCGACGUGCUAAAAACGGGCGCCAUUCGAAAUCUGCUCCCCAGAGACGCACAGCUUCCGGGUAGCGCGCCGAACCUGACCGGGCCCUUCGUCCCCUUCGACGCCGCCCUGGAGGUGUGCAUGCACCUCGGCGUCGUUGCUUCAAGCUGA